AUGGCGUCUUCAUCCGCCGCCGCAGGGCUGUUGGCGCGCCAGCUCAAGCAGAUGCAGAAUGACAAGAGCAUAUCAGGAAUCAGUUGUGGGCUAGUGGACAACAAUGUGUUUGAGUGGGAGGUCAUGCUCAUGAUUGACGACGACACUAAGUUUUAUGGAGGAGGCUUCUUUCGCGCACGACUCACCUUCCCUGAGCAAUACCCUCUCUUACCGCCUAAGAUGCGCUUCGAAACACCCAUCUUUCAUCCAAACAUCUACCAGAACGGUGACGUCUGCAUAUCGAUCCUACACCCACCCGAAGAGGAUAAAUACGGCUAUGAAUCCGCCGCUGAGCGCUGGUCACCAGUCCAAACACCUGAGACCAUUCUCUUGAGCGUCAUCUCUAUGCUCUCGAGCCCAAAUGACGAGAGUCCGGCGAAUGUGGAGGCAGCAAGGCUGUGGAGAAACGACACGCCUGAAUUCAAGAAACGAGUGAGGAAGUGUGUGAGAGACAGCCUUGAGUUUGAGUGA
Molecule: messenger RNA, 510 nt
Organism: Plenodomus lingam JN3
Lineage: Eukaryota; Fungi; Ascomycota; Dothideomycetes; Pleosporales; Leptosphaeriaceae
Gene: UBC15
Product: Ubiquitin-conjugating enzyme E2 15
Biological process (GO): protein polyubiquitination; ubiquitin-dependent protein catabolic process
Molecular function (GO): ubiquitin conjugating enzyme activity
Source: RefSeq, a predicted model, not a curated record